AACAGUAUGAAUCCAGUCAUGUACUCCCUUCCACUUGCUCUAAGCAAACAAAGUGGGCGGGGUUUGUUGUCCAGGACGCGCCCCCUGACUCUCGUGACAGACUGGUGCCUGAUGGGGGCGCUAGGCCUCAUUCUAUUCUUCAGCCUGGCCUCGAGCCAGAAGAUGGACCCUUCCAAGCCACCCAUAGUCACCACCAACUAUGGCAAGAUCCGAGGUGUAAAGAAAGACUUGAACAAUGAGAUUCUAGGCCCGGUGGAGCAGUACCUGGGCGUGCCCUACGCCACGGCGCCCAUUGGCGACCGCCGCUUUCAGCCGCCCGAGGCGCCGGGAUCCUGGCAGGAGAUCCGCAACGCCACGCAGUUUGCCCCGGUGUGCCCUCAGAACGUCCAAGGGGUGCUGCCAGAGAUAAUGCUGCCCGUGUGGUUCACGGACAACCUGGAUGUGGCAGCCGGGUACAUCCAGAGCCAGAGCGAGGACUGCCUCUACCUCAAUGUCUAUGUGCCGACGGAGGAUGGUCCGCUCACAAAAAAACACGAUGAAUCUACAAUGAACAAGCCUCGAGACGAAGAUAUCCGUGACCGCAGGAAGAAGCCUGUCAUGCUGUUUAUUCAUGGAGGCUCCUACAUGGAAGGCACCGGAAACAUGUUCGAUGCGAGCGUCCUCGCCGCGUAUGGCAACGUGAUAGUGGUGACCAUGAACUACCGGCUCGGCGUACUGGGCUUUCUCAGCACCGGUGACCAGUCUGCAAAGGGAAACUACGGCCUGCUGGACCAGAUCCAGGCGCUGCGCUGGCUCAAUGAGAACAUCGGGCACUUCGGCGGAGACCCGGAGAGGAUAACCAUCUUCGGCUCCGGAGCUGGGGCGUCCUGCGUCAACCUCCUCAUCCUCUCGCACCACUCCGAGGGUCUGUUUCACAGGGCCAUAGCCCAGAGUGGAACGGCCAUCUCCAGCUGGUCUGUCAACUACCAGCCCCUCAAGUACACCAAGAUCCUGGCCCGGAAGGUGGGCUGCACCUACACAGAGACGGCCGACCUGGUCGACUGCCUGAGACGCAAGAACUUCAGGGAGCUGGUGGACCAGGACAUCCAGCCAGCCCGCUACCACAUUGCCUUUGGCCCUGUGGUGGAUGGCGACGUGGUGCCCGACGAUCCUGAGAUCCUCAUGCAGCAGGGGGAGUUCCUCAACUACGACAUCCUCAUAGGAGUGAACCAAGGUGAGGGGCUGAAGUUCGUGGAUGACAGCGAGGACAACGAUGGCAUCUCGGCCGCGGCGUUCGACUACACCAUCUCCAACUUCGUCGAUAACCUCUACGGAUACCCUGAAGGCAAAGACAUCCUGAGGGAGACCAUUAAGUUCAUGUACACCGACUGGGCGGACAGGGACAACGGCGACAUGCGGAGGAAGACCCUCCUCGCUCUGUUUACAGACCACCAGUGGGUGGCGCCGGCAGUGGCCACCGCCAAGCUCCACGCUGAGUUUCAGUCCCCGGUUUACUUUUACACCUUCUACCACCACUGCCAGACGGAGACACGACCCGAGUGGGCCGACGCCGCCCACGGAGAUGAGAUACCGUAUGUGUUCGGUGUGCCCAUGAUCGGCGCCACGGAUCUGUUCCCGUGCAACUUCUCGAAGAAUGACGUCAUGCUGAGUGCCGUGGUCAUGACCUACUGGACCAACUUUGCCAAGACUGGGGAUCCCAACCUGCCAGUCCCGCAGGACACCAAGUUCAUUCACACCAAGCCCAACCGCUUUGAGGAGGUCAUCUGGACCAAGUUCAACUCAAAGGACAAGCAAUACCUCCACAUAGGCUUAAAACCUCGUGUUAGAGACAACUACAGGGCCAACAAGGUGGCCUUCUGGCUGGAAUUAGUUCCCCACCUCCACAGUCUACAUGAGGUGCUGUUCCCCACCACUACCCGCUCACCGGCAGGCCCUCGCCAGGGCAAUAACGGACCCUGGUCCAGGACACCGGGCCCUCGGACCACCACCCGUCACCCCUACCCUACGUUCCCCUCUGAAAUGGAGCCCGAGGGUUCUGAGCGUCCACACCAGGACCUCUUUCCCGGAGACAUGAGGGACUAUUCCACUGAGCUUAGCGUGACAGUCGCCGUGGGUGCAUCGCUCCUCUUCCUCAACAUCCUGGCCUUCGCCGCCCUUUACUACAAGCGCGACAAGCGACACGAGAUGCGGCGCCACCGGCUGUCUCCCCAGCGGGGCGGCCCGGCCAACGACCUCGCUCACAGUCAGGAGGAGGAGAUCAUGUCCCUACAGAUGAAGCACUCGGAGCACGACUCGCACCACGACAUGGAGCCUCUCCGGCCCCACGACAUCCUGCGACCCGCCUGCCCGCCCGACUACACGCUGGCACUACGCCGCGCUCCGGAUGACGUGCCACUGAUGACGCCCAACACCAUCACCAUGAUCCCCAGCACCAUCACCGGCAUGCAGCCUCUUCAUGCCUUCAACACCUUCCCCUCCACUGGCCACAACAACACCCUGCCCCACCCCCACUCCACAACCAGGGUAUAG
This is a messenger RNA of Limanda limanda (common dab), 2529 nucleotides long. It is a transcript of the gene nlgn2a, whose product is annotated as neuroligin 2a. Gene Ontology annotation, molecular function: neurexin family protein binding; signaling receptor activity. The coding region runs from base 7 to 2529 and encodes 840 amino acids. The record is from RefSeq and is a predicted model, not a curated record. Gene Ontology annotation, biological process: synaptic vesicle endocytosis; neuron cell-cell adhesion; chemical synaptic transmission. Gene Ontology annotation, cellular component: cell surface; postsynaptic specialization membrane; synapse. Lineage: Eukaryota; Metazoa; Chordata; Actinopteri; Pleuronectiformes; Pleuronectidae. The transcript is spliced from 8 exons.